This is a messenger RNA of Mycena citricolor, 969 nucleotides long. Lineage: Eukaryota; Fungi; Basidiomycota; Agaricomycetes; Agaricales; Mycenaceae. The record is from the annotation of a GenBank genome assembly.
GUCGGGUCCCGCGCCAAGGCGCAGGGGAUGAACACGUACUUCAGCUCACGAGAUGGAUGGAGAAAAUCCAAGUCUGGUGGUGACGCUUUUCUCGUCAGUGGUUUCAAGGGCAUUUUCCUGUCAUUGAACCAACUCCCCCUUCUCCUUUGUCUUUGCAUUGCGCUUUGGCUGAUUUGGACAGGUAUUCUAGAUGUCUAGUCUUUCCUAAUCGGGCACCUCAUCUCGAGGGCCAUAGCGCAGGAAUUCCCAGUUAUAUACCCCCACCUCGCGGCCAUGAAGGAACACCAGCCUCCUCUCCUCCACCAGAUGUCUGUCCUCGUCCAACGCUUUCCAGAACCUCGCACCAUGUCGUUCGCAGACGCGAGUGUUGCGAAUGAGACCCUCGUGACCUACAUGACCGAGCUCAGGCGCACUGAGUUCGAUUGCAAUGUAUUCACAGACCCCGCCUUUGGAGGCGUCUCCAGCCGCCUACCACACGCCUUUCCGGAAACCACAGCCAUCUUCCGAGACCGAAUCUUCACCCAAGGGAUGUCCUUCGUGAUCGAGAUCGCGCGGGGCGAGUACACGCAAGAUCGCUGUACUGGCUGGACGCUAAGCGUCCAAUGGGAAGAGCGUGGUGCCACCGCCGUCCCGGUCGCCUCCUUCCGCGUGUUCCAUACGGUUUUCAAGGACGUGCACCGCGCGGUGACCAUCAGCACCGACCUCGUCCUCGAGGCCCUGAUCCGCUCCCUGCGCAGCUCUGCUCUCUUUUUUCUGGAUUACACCCUCAGCCCAGUGCAAAACCCAACUGUGUACAUUACUCCGGGUGACUGGGAGUCGUGCUGCGAGCAGUCGGUCGUCCUUUACCGCCACCAGCCAGCGCAGGGGAACGCAGCACCGGGGAUGUCGCGUGCACCCGAGUCGAGCGUUUUGUGGCAGGCAUUUGUAGCGGGAAGGAGUGGAUGGCGGACAGCGAAAGAGCAAUUGUAA